UAUUCUCUAGGGAAAUGUCUUUCUGAGAUUUGCUGAAGAAGACAAACAUGUUCAUCUAUUUCAUCUAAAUGUUGUAUUUCACAAAUAGAAAGUUACCAGUGGAGAUUCUACUGUGAUUGUUCCGGUCAGUGAAACCAACAAAACAUGUCGUGGCCUGUAAGUUACAGGAUCUCUGCGUGUUUUCCAACUUUGAUAAGAAGCAGUUCAUGCGCCAGCUCCUCUACUGUUCUCCAAAGACUCCAGCUUUAAAUGCACAAGAGUCCCGCUUGUUGUUAACACAGUAAACUCACAUCGCCAUCUAGUGCUUAAACAUGAACAACUCACCUCCGUCCAGUGGAGGAGGAUCCGGCUGCAGCCUGAUCUUUUUUGCAACUCAUCGUCUAUUGAUUUCACUUUCUUCUCCUUGUUUUCCUUUUAAUCAUCCUGUUCUAUUCCAGACAUUUAAUGGAAGAUGAUCAACUUUUUAUUCAUUCAUUUUUACAUCUCGGACUGACAGGGUUUAGAUAGGGAUCAAUAUAUAAGACAGGCCUUCAGGAGGGACGUAUACACAAUAUCUGGAUGCAUCUAUUUGAGGGAAUAACAACAAAGACUUGACCUGACAGUCCAGCCUGAUGAAACUCAGCAGAAACUGUUCAUGUCAUUCCACAUUUUCUCUUCGAUUCAGUCUUAUAACCUGCAGAGACAUUUAUUAUUUAUGAGCAAAUGCUCAAUGCAUUAGAUGUGUUGCUCACAGCAUGAUAGGCGCCUUCAUUUAUUGAUCUGCUGCAGGUGGCAACUGGCCACUGGAGGUGAGUCAGUACAUUAUUUUACUUCAUACAGCAGCUGAUGUGAAUUAUCACUCAGGCACAGACAGUGGCUCCUUUAAUGUGUGUAAUCAAGCCACCAGGCAGAUCUGUGGUCGGUGCAGGUUAUUGACCGGGGUGCUCAACAUGACAUCGGGUCGGUGGUCGCGGGUCUUUGGGAUGCAUAAUCAUAAUGUUUUUGCCACCCAGGCUAAUCACAAAAACAAAUACCCCCCAGUCCAGCAGUUACACCUUCCCUCCACAGUCUUCACCGUGAACCUGUCAGUGUGCGUGUAACGUGCUCGGGCCGUCGGUGACUCCUCUCUCCUUUCCUGAGGAGAAGUGAGGUGCCCCGCCCCUCCGUGCGCCCCACCAGCAGCAGGCAGAGCGCACGCACCGCACCGCACCGAGCGAGCUCAGCCGUCGGUAACGGAGAAGAUGGCAGAGCGGCAACAACAGAAACACGAAGGCAGGGUGAAGAUCGGCCACUACAUCCUCGGCGACACGCUCGGAGUGGGCACCUUCGGCAAAGUGAAGAUUGGAGAGCAUCAGUUGACAGGCCAUAAAGUGGCUGUAAAGAUCCUAAACAGACAGAAGAUCCGUAGCCUCGAUGUCGUGGGGAAGAUCAAGCGAGAGAUCCAGAAUCUCAAACUGUUCAGACACCCACACAUCAUCAAGCUGUACCAGGUGAUCAGUACACCCACUGAUUUCUUCAUGGUUAUGGAGUAUGUGUCUGGAGGUGAGCUGUUCGACUACAUCUGCAAACAUGGACGGGUGGAGGACACAGAAGCUCGCCGUCUCUUCCAGCAGAUUAUCUCAGCCGUGGACUACUGCCACAGGCACAUGGUGGUCCACAGAGACCUCAAACCAGAGAACGUCCUGCUGGACGCCAGCAAGAACGCCAAGAUCGCCGACUUUGGUCUGUCAAACAUGAUGUCAGAUGGGGAGUUUUUACGGACGAGCUGUGGCUCCCCCAACUAUGCUGCUCCAGAGGUCAUCUCAGGAAGGCUCUAUGCAGGUCCAGAGGUGGACAUCUGGAGCUGUGGCGUGAUCCUGUACGCCCUGCUCUGCGGCACGCUGCCCUUUGACGACGAGCACGUCCCCACGCUGUUUAAGAAGAUCAGAGGAGGCGUCUUCUACAUCCCCGAGUACCUGACCCGCUCCGUGGCCUCGCUGCUCAUGCUCAUGCUCCAGGUCGAUCCUCUGAAGAGAGCCACCAUCAAAGACAUCAGGGAACAUGAGUGGUUCAAGCAGGACCUGCCGGGAUACCUGUUCCCUGAAGACCCUUCGUACGAUGCCACAGUCCUGGAUGAGGAGGCCGUCAGAGAAGUGUGUGAGAAGUUUGAAUGUAUGGAGUCAGAGGUGAUGUCCAGCCUUUACAGCGGAGAUCCACAGGAUCAGCUGGCCGUGGCCUAUCACCUCAUCAUAGACAACCGGCGCAUCAUGACCCAGGCCAGCGAGUUCUACCUGGCCUCCAGUCCUCCCCAGGGCUCCUUCAUAGAAGAAGGCAUGCCGCUGCCCCCCGGAGUCAAACCCCACCCGGAGAGGAUGCCUCCGCUCCUGGCUGACAGCCCCAAGUCUCGUUGUCCUCUGGAUGCUCUUAACACCACCCGGCCCAAACCUCUGGCAGUGAAGAAGGCCAAGUGGCACCUCGGCAUCCGGAGUCAGAGCAGACCCUACGAUAUCAUGGCUGAAGUGUACAGGGCAAUGAAACAACUCAACUUUGACUGGAAGGUGGUGAACCCGUAUCACCUGCGAGUGCGGAGGAAGAAUCCGGUGACGGGCAACCUGGUGAAGAUGAGCCUGCAGCUGUACCAGGUGGACAGCAGGUCCUACCUCCUCGACUUCAAGAGCAUCGACGAUGACAUCAUCGAGGCGGUGGGCUUUAAAUCUGGGUCGUCAACUCCUCAGCGGUCGGGCUCCACAGCCGGUCUCCACAGACCCAGACUGAGCAUCGACUCUGCGAGCCCGGCCUUCGACCUGCCCCAGCUCAGCUCCUCCCUCCCGGGAUCGCUGUCCGGCAGCAACCCUCUGCUCACCCCACGCCAGGGAUCGCACACCAUGGACUUCUUUGAAAUGUGCGCCAGUCUGAUCACCACGCUCGCGCGCUGACGCCUGACGCCUCCUGUAGGGAGGGUGUCUGUGUUUGGAGCGACUUCCUCUUUCUGUCUCCUCUCCAUGUCCGGUCCGGUCGUGUUGGACGGGCGGGGUGGAGAGCGACGGCUGCGUCGUGCUCCCCUCAGACGGAGGAGGGAGAAAGAGGAGGCCUUUGGCAGAAUGGCAGAUUAAUAGCUUUUGUUUUCUUGGUGUGACACAGUCCCGGGGUCAGAGCCGAUCCUGGGACUGGAAUCUGUGAACUAGUGGAUGCCAGCAGAGUCAGAGGUGAGAGGUCACAGUUUGCAGCCGUCUCUCCUCCCACAAAUACCUUCAAUUAUUAUCAACUGCUGAAAUAUCAUCACCCACCACAGCUCUUAAUGGCAGGACGUCUUGCUGAUUUGCCCCAGACACUGAUCGGAGGUCAGUUUUGCUUCUUGUUUAUUUGAUGACGAGGCACGGGUUGUUAAACUUGACGUUAAAUCUGUGUCUGCGGGAACGAAACCACAUGUAAAGUUUAAUUUCAGGUUUUCUAUGAUAUAGUUUGUAAAGAAGCAGCUUUUGUUAUCCAUGUUUAUUAUAGGGAUACCAAAUAUUAGACUUUAUACAUCAAAAAGGAGACUUAUUAUUAUUAUUCAGAUAUCAGAUCCAUAUUUAUUUUUAGAGAUUGUUUUUUAGACUGUAGUUUUAUUAUUUAAGCUGAUCAACAUGAAGUUUUAUCCCGACUUUGAGUAGAUUGUAGAUGAUUAAUGAGCCCAGAGAGACAGCAGGAUAGUCGAGUGGUAAAACUCUCUGUGGUGUUUGGUGUUUGAGGCUGACACACACCAUCUCACACGACCUGACAUAUCACUACUGUUUAUUUCAUAUGCAUUCAGUAACCGUCACAAAUAUGCAACACACACAGGCUCCUGUACACCUGAGUCCUUGACGAGUGACGAGUGGAGCGAGUGUUAACGCGCUGCUCAGCCAUGCAGCUCCAGAAUGUAAUUAAAAAAGCAGGACGGCCUGUGACAUGAGGAGGACAGACAUGGCACCCAGUCAUUCACAUACGCAGUAAACUGAAGACAGGAGCUGCUUGUAACCAAGACGACAGCCGUCUUUCAUCUCUCUCCUUUCAGCUCCGAGCCUUUGAAAUGUGAACAAACGUCUAGUGUAAUAAAAAGAUCCUCACAUAUUUUAAUUUUAAAGAGCAAAAAGCAAGUAAAUAUGGGUGAUAAAUCACCUCAAUAAUCAGCUUUCACAAUAGCCACUAAUUGAAUCAGCAGUAAUGAACAAACUGAGACUAGUCAAGUGAUGAUGAGGAGGAGAAGAUGAAGACGACAGAUCCCUGUGAGAUGGUGUGUUUCUGCUGAGACACGAUGAGCCACAGAAACAUUUCUCCAGUUGCCUUAAAGAAUGCCACACAGUGAUUCUGUGCAUAUGUACCUGUAAACAGAGAGUGUGUGUGUGUGUGUGUGUGUGCGUGCGCGUGUGUGUGUGUGUGUGUGUGUGUGUGUGUGUAGCUGUUGUCUGUUCAGUCUGCACUUUAAAACUCACAGUUUGCAGAUUUACUGUUUAUUGCGUCACACACUUUUUGUGGAUGCACACACUUUACUGUCACUUGUGGUUGUGCACGUUGAUGAACGCCACGCCGUUACUGCUUUUCUAAGUGUUCCUCGUUGUCCCGUCCCUCACACCACGGCGGCGUUGUGUGUGUUGUGUGUCGUAGCUGGAUAUUUUCAUCCAGACUUUCUGAGUGAAUGUGAAGCUGCUGCCACAGAUGAGUCUUCCUCCGUCCGUGUGUGUCGAUGGCGAGCUCUGGCCUUUCUGCGCUUCUCAGUCGGACACACAGGACGGAGGACGUCAUCUACUUUAGACUGGCGUCUAUGAAUCAACAAAUACUGUAAGAAAGACAUUAAGAAAUAAACACUAAUAUGAAUAAAUACAGUAAAAUACUGUAUGUGAAGAACUCGUUUAACCUCAGCUCACUGUGAUGGGGGCGUGUGAUUGGCUGGAGGGUGAGGAUGCAGAAACUUGAGAAAAUACAGAACAAAUGUUUGUUGUAUUCAUUCAUGGUUAUUUAUUUCAUGUCUUUUAUUUAUUAUUACAUCCAGGCCACGUUAAUAUGAGCCACACAACAGUCUCUACUCCGACUAUUCAUGCAGCACGCUGACUGAGGCCUGUGUUGGACCUACAAUCAGCAGAUGUUUUUGCCUUAUGAGACACGGUGUGAAAGUCUUUUGUGGAAGCCACGAUGUUAGUGACCGUGCUGAAACCCUUUAUGACACGUCUCUGUUUCUGUAUCCUGUGAUGUCAGAGGGAGAAACUCUGCUCCCUGCUGCAAGACACAUGCAACUGCACAAACACACACGCCUUCACAAACACUAGCCCAUGUUCCUCUGUCAGUCUGUGUUCCAGUCUGUUGCUGUGUCUUAAUAACUUGUACAGUGAGCUGCUUUCUUCACAUCACCAUUCAUUCCUGACGCUGCUGCUCGUGACAACAACACUAAAUACUGAUCAAUGAAGUGCACUAUCCUGGAGAGGUCAUGGGGGGGGGGCGAAGACCUCCUCUGGUUGAACCAUUACUUUACUGUCAGAUGUCGUACUGUACCAUUACAACUGUAUGCAACAACCGGUGGCAUGUUAGUCAAGUAAACUCGACUCUAGUGUUCGGAGCUGGAAACACACGCCACAGGCCUGAUCGAACACACACACUCUGUGUUGUACCAAAGUGAGUGUUUUACUCUGUUUAUCUGUGGUGGGGGGUUCUUAUGAUCAGUGUAACCUUAAAUACCCCUGAGUGAGAGUGUGUAUGUGUGUGUGUGUGUGUGUGUGUGUGUGUGUGUGUGCGUGCGUGCGUGUGUGUCUGUCUCUCCCUGUCUCUCUGUCUGAUCGGGGUUUGGAUUUCUCUUGUUAUGCACUGCAUGAUGUUGCUGUUAUGAUUUGCACUUUAAUGAGUAUUUAUUGAAAAACAAUAAACAAACAUAUAAAAAGGAAA
Molecule: messenger RNA, 5853 nt
Organism: Seriola aureovittata
Lineage: Eukaryota; Metazoa; Chordata; Actinopteri; Carangiformes; Carangidae
Gene: prkaa2
Product: protein kinase, AMP-activated, alpha 2 catalytic subunit
Exons: 10
Coding region: 1221-2894 (557 amino acids)
Biological process (GO): protein phosphorylation; intracellular signal transduction
Cellular component (GO): cytoplasm
Molecular function (GO): protein serine/threonine kinase activity; ATP binding
Source: RefSeq, a predicted model, not a curated record